Molecule: messenger RNA, 678 nt
Organism: Fomitiporia mediterranea MF3/22
Lineage: Eukaryota; Fungi; Basidiomycota; Agaricomycetes; Hymenochaetales; Hymenochaetaceae
Exons: 2
Coding region: 273-458 (61 amino acids)
Source: RefSeq, a predicted model, not a curated record
GCUAAUAUGAUUUAUCAGUGUGAGUCGACGCAAAUACCUUUUGGUUGAUCCUUUUGUUGCGAAGGAGCGCAUGCUGCGACUUAGCAAAUUCUGGAUAUGUUCGUUACAACAGCUACUGCGCCGCACAGUAUCCAAAAAAAAAAAUAGUCGCAGGGAAAGUAUAUAAGGCGACUAACAUCAGGGUGUUUUGACAUAGGUCUGCGUAAUCCUCUCGCAUCCCUGGCUUAUCUUUCGUCUUUGGUCUGAUAUCAGCUUACAUUGAGCUCUGAGCCAUGGAUUCGUUUACAGUCGUAUCGAUCCCCGCGACGUCGUCCGAAACUAACGGAGUUCCCGUCGCUCGUGAGAGUAACGGCAGUAGUCGUACAUUCUGCGUCAUUUCCAAAUGUGAUGAUACCGAGUCGACACCGGAGGACGCUGAGACUUCUUACUCCAGUCGGACCUUCUGCGUUAUAGCCUAAUUUCGCUCAUACCGCUGCUUAUCCAGAUCAGUCUCGUGUGUCGGGCACAAGGGUUUCCGUUUUGGUUCGAACGUCCUGGUGCAUUGUCAGGACACGUCGCUUCCGUUUGGGUUGACUUCCGUCUUGAUUUAUACUUGCGUUUGGCUGUACCUCGAUGCGUCUGGAUGUCGUUUGCUUGUCCUGAGAAGUUGCACAUCUAAAUCCAUAAUGUAUUUAUGCU